AUGGCGGACAAGCCUGCAGGUAGCUCUGUGACCUUCAAUGUUAGGGCAGAGACCAGCUUCGGUGACAGACUCUUGCUCGUUGGCAGCGACGACGCUCUGGGACGGUGGAAUCUGGAUGAGUCCGUGGAGCUCACGACGACCGAGAAGGACUACCCUCUAUGGAUGUCGAAGUCGAUCGAGGUUCUGGAGCCGACGGAAUACAAGUAUGUGCGCAUGCGAGGAGAUGGUGAAGCGGUUUGGGAGUUUGAUGGUGGGAAUCGAUGCAUUUCUCCUGCGGACUUGAGCACAGCCUCUGUCGUUGUAGACGACGGCUUCUUUGGUAUCUUACUGGGAUGCAGAAGUGAGUUGAUUGGAGAGCACUUUUCCUAUCCUCAGGCGUUUUCCGAGACGACCCUCCGUGGAUCCAGCUUCAACUGUGAAGCUUCCACAGGUGCUUUGCAGCUGGUCGUGGUCGGUGAUGAUGCAGCAGCUGGUCAUGGAGCAGAUGGCUACAAUGGCUGGGCUGCGCAGCUGGGAACAUUGCUGAAUCAACAGUACGGAUAUGGCUUCAAAAAUAUGUCUGAAAUUGGAUUGACGUUGCAGGAAGCAUCGAAGAGGGGCCUUGCGAGCAUGCUUCCGAAACCACUUCCAGAGGUUGUAAUCAUUUCUUUUGGCUUAGAGCUGCGCUGGCUGGCCAAAUGCCCUGAUUGGGACAGGGAGACAAUUUAUGACAACACCAUCAAGGCCUACACUGCCUUGGCUGCAGAAGCUUGGGACCUUGCAAUCAUGCCAAUCUUUGGUGGCUUGUGCCCUCACAACGACUUCGCAAAGGUGCAGGCCGAAUUCCUCCGAAGAGCUGAUGCAGAGAUGAAGAAGCAGGGAAUUCCAGUGCUGGACUGGUUGCAUGCACUCAGCCCAGGUGGCGACAAAUUUGGGAUUUGGGCAGACAACCUUGCUUACAGCUCACUGUAUCCAAGCACUCGUGGACAUCAGAGAAUGCUGUCGUCAAUUGAUCUGAGCAUUUUUGACCCACUGAAGGUCAAAGACUUGCUCCAGAAGAGACGUGCAGAAGAGGAGGAAUUGUGGCGGCUUUGCUUCAAAGAUGGAAGGGGGCUCGAGAUCCACUACUGUUCGGCUCGGAAGGAGUUGAAGGUUGACAACCUGACGGAAGAUGAGUAUGACCUGAAUCCUGGAUGGAAUGAGAUGCAAGCGAGCCUGGCUGCUGUAUUCAGAGAGGCACCCUGGACACUGAGAAGAGGCCUCCAUGUAAGAAAGGAGGAGAGCGCAGCGGGCGCAGCUGCCUUUUCAUUGUACAUAGGUGAAUCGGGGACGAUCCAGUCCUGCGCCAAGAUUCCGGCCAAGUGCUGCGUGACAUAUGGACUCCUCGACCCGAAGUUGACCAACUUGCCCAAGGAAAGCAGCGUUCUUUUCCAUGACGACAAUCUUUUGUUGGUGAAGUCUGCGAGGGGAAACCUGCAAAUCUUCAACCGAGCAGCCUGUGAGUACAAUGUUCAUCCAAUGUGGUUUGACGUGCGGCAAGCAACGAAAUCCAUGCAGCACGGUGUCUAUGAGGAUUCCUCAGGACAGCCUUUCCGAACAGCGAUCAUAUCUUGCCAUGGCCUACAAUCUCGGGUCAAGGUUCCUGCCAGGUCUGCGGUGGAUCUCUCCAGAGUGGGUGACCUUCAAUCCAUCAAGCAGGUGGCUGUGCUGCCGCUCGGAGAUCGAUGUUCUGUUCGAAUGCUUCUGCACAAGAUUGAGUUCGAUGGACCCUGCUAUCCCUUUGAUCUCACCAGAACCACCAGCCUGGCAGAUGUUGCUGAUAUGGCAGCAACAGGGUUUGAGGACAUGUGGAAUCCGGACUACUUGUACUACGACGGCGAAGUUGGCCGAAUCUUUCACAGAAAAUGGCAUGGGCUUUCCUUUGCGCAUGAAGUUGAGUAUGAGCAGGGAGAGGAUCCGGUUGGAAACUUCGCUCCAAUCGUGGAACGGAUGAGGAAGAGAUACACUGGCAGAUCUGCCCGCUUCGAUUGGGCAUGCAAGAAUGCUGAUAGCGUCCUCUUUGUCCGUACGGGAGUCGCUUCAAGAGCAGAAGUGUGUGAUUUACUGUCAAGAAUGGAAGAGCGCUUCCCUGAACUUGUUGCCAAUCUUCUUCUGAUCUCAGAGCAAGAAACUUCUGAGUUCUCGGGCUUGGAAAAGGUCACGCACGUCCGGGAAAGCUUCGAUCCGGACAGGAUGUAUGAAGAUAUGAAUUACUGGAUCAACUGUGCCCAUCGCUUCCGCGGAAUUCUAGAACGAGUGGGCAUUAGUGCCCGAAAUCUCUACUGGUGCCCAAACGACUUGAAGGAGGCAGAGAAGGAGCGUAAAGCCUUUGAGACGAAAGAUGAUGAGAAAGAGACGAAAGAAAAGAAAGAAAAGAAAGAGAAGAAAGAAUCGCAAGAGUCAGAAGGCGGCUAUACGCCAAAUACGCCAAUGACAUCCACGUCAGAGAUUGCAAAGUUUUCCCAUGCGAACCUCUACGAGCUUCACCAGGUUCAGCAGGCCCAGGUUUGCCUUGAAGCGCCAAUUUCCAGGGAACCCAGACUUGAAGCCUCUUCCUCCGUGCUACCCGUGGUGCUGCCCGAAGCACCACCUAUGGCACCACCUGUGGCUUGA
Molecule: messenger RNA, 2631 nt
Organism: Durusdinium trenchii
Lineage: Eukaryota; Dinophyceae; Suessiales; Symbiodiniaceae
Source: the annotation of a GenBank genome assembly